CGAAUCCGAGCCGAGGUAUGACGAUUACCACCGAACUAGUUAACAUGUCACCUGGGCACUGAACUGAACGGAACUGGAAAAUGAGCGAUAUUUCUCCCGUGAACGAUAAAGGUCUGUCGGACGAGCAAGUAGCAGAGGCAUGUAAAGAUGGAGACCCAAUUACUAAGGACUUCAUGAUGCAGCAGACAAUGCUACGGGUGAAAGAUCCCGUGAAAUCCUUAGAUUUCUAUACCAGGAUUCUCGGCAUGACUCUGCUGCAGAGGUUCGACUUCCCUUCCAUGCGUUUCUCCCUCUUCUUCCUUGGAUACGAGGACAAGAACGAGAUCCCCACCGACUUGAGGGAGAGGACGUGCUGGACUUUCUCCCGGAGGGCCACCAUCGAGUUAACUCAUAACUGGGGUUCGGAGUCUGAUGACAGCCCGCCGUAUCAUAACGGAAAUUCCGAUCCACGUGGCUUUGGCCACAUUGGAAUCUCAGUGCCAGAUGUUAACAAGGCUUGCAAGCUGUUCGAAGACGAAAACGUCACUUUUGUGAAGAAGGCUGACGACGGUAAAAUGAAAGGACUGGCCUUUAUCCAGGAUCCUGACGGCUACUGGAUUGAGAUCUUGAGUCCCAACAAUAUGAUUUCCAUCACAUCUUAAAAUAGGGAUGAGGGCGGAGCAUUGUUUUUAUGGGAGGAGCUUGGUUGUGGUGGAGGAAAAUGAUCAAAACGUCAAGUUAGCGGCAUUCAAUCUUCUCCAACAUGGGACAUUUAGAUUAAUAAAUGCAUCAACCUGUUUGUUCUGAAAUAACUUUCAUUUGUGUACGUGAUGAUGCGCUGCUGUAGGUAAUAAAUACAAUUUUCAAAAUACUCAUUUACAAAAGCAUUGUUCAAUUGUGUCCGUCUGCAGCUUGCAAGACAUCUAAAACGCCAACGAUAACACUCCUAAAACACGUCGCAAUACCACGCCAAAGAAAAGAUUGUUAUAUGAACGCAUUUCUAAAUAUCUCCCAGAUUUGCACUUUCCCAAAAACUAAAGUGUUGUGCUUGAAAAUCAUUGCCAAA
Molecule: messenger RNA, 1045 nt
Organism: Corythoichthys intestinalis (scribbled pipefish)
Lineage: Eukaryota; Metazoa; Chordata; Actinopteri; Syngnathiformes; Syngnathidae
Gene: glo1
Product: glyoxalase 1
Exons: 6
Coding region: 81-641 (186 amino acids)
Molecular function (GO): lactoylglutathione lyase activity; metal ion binding
Source: RefSeq, a predicted model, not a curated record